CCCAUGGCCUGGGGAUCUCAGCAGGAUGUCCACACCCCACAGUGAAUAAAGAGGCUUCCUGAGACAUCUGAGAAGCACUCCAGGACGAAACCUUGAACCCAGUGCUGGGAGACUGUGAAAUUUGCAGACUCUGCAUCAUGAAUACUCUGUGUGAAGCAAAUGGCUCCUUUGCCAUCAGUCUUUUAAAGAUCCUGGGUCAAAACAACCCUACGGGAAAUGUGUGUUAUUCUCCUGUGAGCAUCUCCUCUGCUCUAGCUAUGGUCCUCUUAGGGGCCAAGGGAGACACUGCAGUCCAGAUAACUCAGAUACUUGGUUUAAAUAAAGAGAAAGACAUACAUCAGGGCUUCCAGAGGCUUCUCAGUAACCUGAACAAGACAGACAGAAAGUAUAUCCUUCGCAUGGCCAACAGGAUCUUUGCAGAGGAUGCUUGUGAAUUACCCCCAACCUUUAAGGAGUCCUGUCUUCAGUUCUAUCACUCGGAGAUGGAGCAGCUGUCCUUUGUCAAAGCUCCAGAGGAGUCCAGGAAACACAUAAACACGUGGGUCUCCAAACAGACUGAAGGGAAAAUUCCAGAGUUGCUGUCAGAAGACUCCAUUGAUUCAAAGACCAGGCUGGUUCUUGUCAAUGCUUUAUAUUUCAAAGGAAGGUGGCAAAAGCCUUUUCAAAAAACAUGCACAAAGGAAAUGCCUUUUAAAAUAAACCAGAAGGAGAAACGGCCAGUGCAGAUGAUGUGUCAGGAGGACACUUUUAACCUCGCCUAUGUGGAUGAAAUACAGGCACAGGUGCUGGUGAUGCCCUAUGAGGACAUGGAGCUGAGCAUGGUGGUCCUGCUCCCAGAUGAUGGUGUGGACCUCAGCAAGGUGGAAAACAAUCUCACUUUUGAGAAGUUAACAGCCUGGACCAGACCAGACUUUAUGGAGAGAACUUACCUUAAGGUUUUCCUUCCAAAAUUCAAACUGCAAAAGGAUUAUGACAUGAAGUCCUUGCUUCAGCGAUUGACAAUGGUGAAUGUGUUCCAAGAGGGCAAGGCUAAUCUGUCAGGAAUGUCUCCCGAGAGAGACCUGUGUCUGUCCCAGUUUAUCCACAAGAGUGUUGUGGAGGUCAACGAAGAAGGCACAGAGGCUGCAGUAGCAAUAUCCGAAGCAUGGGUGUUGUGUUCUGAAAAUCCUCCCCCUAAAUUCUGUGCAGACCACCCCUUCCUUUUCUUCAUCAGGCACAAUGAAACCAAUAACCUCCUGUUCUGUGGCAGGUUCUCAUCUCCAUAAAGAUACAUUUGCUAUGUGGGAAACAGUUCUCUCUUCAGCAUCUUGACAAAUCUUACCACCCUGUGAGGAUAGGCAUAUAUGGGGAAAGCAUGUUCAAGGUGAGGGCCGAGCAGCCCCAGGUCUGUUCCUGAGUGUGGGAGUGUGGACGAUGGAAAGUCUAGCUAAAAGGGUUAAGAAUCAGAGACACAGGAUAUCUGUCAGGAGAGUAGACUCAGUCCAUACUGAAUGUGCGUUACUAUAUUCAUAUACCAUCUUAAGUAUUCAACCAACAGUAAGGAAAGAAAGGCAGAAAACUUAUGUUAUCAUGUAUAAAGGGACAAAGAGUCAUUAAGUCCUUUAAUCCUUCAGGUCCUCUAUAGUCUCACUUACCACUAGGCCUUCAGGAUGAGAGAAAACUUGCCUGGUCCCAACUCUCUUGUUAUUUAGAUAGGAAACAUUCACCACCAAGUCCUAGGACAUCCUGCAGUCCUUAAAUUAAUGUCUUAAGAACAUUAGAAGUGAUUUGAGCUGUCUAAAAUCCUGACAAGGUGGAAUGGACUCCCAUGUAUGGGUCCCAUCAUGUCUGACUGCUGGGAUUAAGGAGUGUGUCACCACUGCCUGAUCUCUACUUCUUGAGGUUGACUUUGCUUUUCUGAAUCUUCAGUCAAGCCAUAAUAAAUCAUAAAUAAUAAAUCACUACAACUAAAUGUUUUCCUUGCAGAAAUCAUGAUUAUGUAGACUAUUGUGUUCUCCAAAGCAGCUGUAAUAGUUAAAUUUUGUGUCGUCCUUAACAGCCAUUUCAAAAUAAAUUUGUUUUAUUGCCAA
Mesocricetus auratus (golden hamster) is the source of this 2069-nucleotide messenger RNA. RefSeq names its product serpin B9. The record is from RefSeq and is a predicted model, not a curated record. Gene Ontology annotation, molecular function: serine-type endopeptidase inhibitor activity. Gene Ontology annotation, cellular component: cytoplasm. Bases 138 to 1265 code for a protein of 375 amino acids. The transcript is spliced from 7 exons. Gene Ontology annotation, biological process: negative regulation of endopeptidase activity. Lineage: Eukaryota; Metazoa; Chordata; Mammalia; Rodentia; Cricetidae.